AUGUUGUUCAAUCACAAGCUCAGAUCAUCCUCCCCUUGCCUCUUCUUCUGCUGCUUCCGCGACGGCCAUGCCACCGCCUACAACAAGGCCGCUGCCUCGGACUGUGACGACGGCCACCCCCGCAAGGUCCGCUCGACGGCCCAGGAGCUCCUGCUGCCGGAGAUCCGGUACAGGUGCCGCAGCCUCAUCGCUCGGAUUGGGAGGUACAGGUGGAGGCAGGGCCAUGCGGCCGUGGCGGCCUCCUCGGAGUUUGGGUACAAUCCGAUGAGCUACAUGCUCAACUUCGAGGAUGAUCGAAGCUGGGAGUCGAACAAGGAGCUCCCAGCAAGGAACUUCUCGGUGAGGCUGCUGGUGUCUCCGGAUCGGUUGCCACCGGGGAAGUUGCUGAGGGAAGUUAUAGCGUUUAGUUGA
Molecule: messenger RNA, 411 nt
Organism: Eucalyptus grandis
Lineage: Eukaryota; Viridiplantae; Streptophyta; Magnoliopsida; Myrtales; Myrtaceae
Exons: 1
Coding region: 1-411 (136 amino acids)
Source: RefSeq, a predicted model, not a curated record